AAGAAGAAGGAGCUUUAGUAGUAACAACUAACAAGUAAGAAGCUUUCAGUUUUUUGGGUUCAAAUUUGUCAGUGUAGUCUAUUUAUUUAUUUUUAUUAAUGAUUUUGUAAUAUAGCUUCUUGAAUUAUGUUGAAUUGGGUCUCUAAUUUAUGUGAACACAGCCUGUAUAUGCUUUUGAAUUCAGUAGCUUUAGCUUUCACUUUCUAAUGUGUGUUUUGGAUUGAAAGUUUGAUGCUUUUUUGGAUUAGAAUUCUGGGUUUUGCGUCUAAAUGUAGGGUUUAUGUUCUUUCACAGAGGAGAAGCACUGCUAUUCGAUUUUGUUCAUGUCAAAUUGGAUACCUUGAGAGUGCUAGCUGGAUUUGGAUGCUUGAUAUUUAAGGAAUUUUGAUUUUGGGUGAGGAAGGUUGUGAGAUAAGAGUGUCAAGAUUAAGUCUUUAUUGGUAUAUGGAAGUUGGUUUUCGGUUUUGGAGGUUUUCCAUUAAAGGGUGUGGUGGAACAGGUUGGUGUUUGAUAAGGAAUUUCGAUGAAUGUUAACAAUAAUAAUAAUAAUAAUAAUCAGGCCAAGAUUGUGGGAGUGCCGCCCCAUUUUGGCAAUCCUGGGGCUGUUUCGCAAUCUAUGACCAUGAACCACCAGCCUCAUCUUCUCUCCCAGUCACAACCUCAAGCACAAGGUGCGUCCCAAUUUCCAGGGCACUUUCAGUUGUCUGAGCCGCAAGCGCAAGCAAUGGCACAGGCACAGUAUGUGAAUGCUCAUGCACAGGCCCAAAAUCAAGCGGCGCAUGCCCAGUUUGUUCAGUUGCAAGCUCAAGCUCAUUCUCUUGCUCAAUUGCAUAAUGCCAGUCCAGGUGUUUCGUCACCCUCCAUAGCAACGCCAAGCACAGGAAGUGCCAAGCGAGCUAACCAGAAGCCACCUUCUCGGCCUCAAGGUUCAUCUCCGGCCAAUACUGGUCCUAUGUUUAAAAACAUGGAACUCACUCCAGCUGCUUGUAGAAAGAAGCGAAAGCUACCUGAUAAACAUAUACCGGACAAAGUCGCUGCACUUCUGCCAGAAUCUGGUCUGUAUACUCAAUUGCUUGAAUUUGAGGCUCGUGUCGAUGCUGCGUUGGCAAGGAAGAAGGUUGACAUCCAGGAGUCGCUUAAGUGUCCUCCCCAUUUCCAGAAGAUGCUUCGAGUUUAUGUAUUCAACACCUUUGAGAACCAGACACCAAGAAAUCCUGAAAAGAAGGAUGCAGCUCCCCCUACUUGGUCUCUUAAGAUAAUUGGAAGGAUAUUGGAAGAUGGAAGGGAUCCUGUGGUGGCUGGAAUUCCACAGAAGUCAAGGGUUAAAUUUUCAUCCCUCUUUAAGAAAAUUACUAUAUACUUGGACCAAAGCCUCUAUCCGGACAACCCUGUGAUUUUGUGGGAAAGUGCUCGUUCACCUGCUCUUCUUGAUGGCUUUGAGGUGAAAAGAAAAGGGGAUAAAGAGUUUAGUGCAGUAAUACGAUUAGAAAUGAAUUAUGUACCAGAGAAAUUUAAACUUUCACCAGCUCUGACUGAAGUUCUGGGAAUUGAAACGGAGACUCGGGCAAGAGUUAUAGCUGCUAUUUGGCAUUAUGUGAAAGCCCGGAAGUUGCAGAACCCAAGCGACCCUACCUUUUUCAUGUGUGAUCCCCCUCUUCAGAAAGUUUUCAGGGAAGAGAAGAUGAAGUUUUCUAUGGUUUCACAGAAAAUAUCAAUGCACUUAUCUCCUCCACAGCCUAUACACAUAGAGCACAAAAUGAAACUUUCAGGAAACUGUCCAGCUGGAACUACUUGCUAUGAUAUACUGGUUGAUGUGCCUAUGUCACUAGAGAAGGAGAUGUCUGCAUUCUUGGCUAGCACCGAGAGAAAUAAAGAGAUCGAUGCUUGCGAUGAACUGAUAUGUGCAUCUAUAAAAAAAACCCACGAACAUCGUCGGCGGCGGGCUUUCUUUCUUGGAUUCAGUCAGUCUCCAGCAGAGUUUAUAAAUACUCUGAUUACUUCUCAGAGCAAGGACCUAAAGCUUGUUGCUGGAGAUGCUAAUCGUAAUGCAGAAAAGGAGCGCCGCUCAGAUUUCUAUAAUCAACCCUGGGUUGAGGAUGCUGUUAUUCGUUACCUGAACCGCAAGUCUGGAAGCGACAUUCCAGGAGGCACUUGAUUGAGUUAGUUCUUCAAGAAGUGGUAGCCAUGUAUUUCUAGAUAUUUUUCUCUCAACGUUUAUUGUGUUGCUUGUUUACCCCAAUCCUUCCUUUUCUUUGGUGACUGUAACAUAAUAAAACAAGUAGUUGAGAGUACCUUUCUGGUAGAAAUUCUCUUGAAUGUAACGUCGUUGUUCUAGGCAAAAUAAAAGCAUCAAUAUGUUUUCCACAGUUUGCUUGGUGGCCAUGACUACCAUCUAGACCUGAAACACAUCGUCUGGUCAUAAUGAGACCAAAAUAGGAUCAUGAUGCUUUUAUUUGUGCCAAGGAUCAUCACUGGAUAUUGAUUUGUUGCAACUUAUACAGGCACAUUGUUACAUUCUGCAUUUAAAUGAAUGACACUGAACUUUAUUUGGAA
This is a messenger RNA of Argentina anserina (silverweed cinquefoil), 2553 nucleotides long. Its product is annotated as SWI/SNF complex component SNF12 homolog. The coding region runs from base 524 to 2155 and encodes 543 amino acids. The record is from RefSeq and is a predicted model, not a curated record. Gene Ontology annotation, biological process: regulation of transcription by RNA polymerase II. NCBI's taxonomy places the organism in Eukaryota, Viridiplantae, Streptophyta, Magnoliopsida, Rosales, Rosaceae. Gene Ontology annotation, cellular component: nucleus; SWI/SNF complex. The transcript is spliced from 2 exons.